Molecule: messenger RNA, 1782 nt
Organism: Momordica charantia (bitter melon)
Lineage: Eukaryota; Viridiplantae; Streptophyta; Magnoliopsida; Cucurbitales; Cucurbitaceae
Product: xyloglucan-specific galacturonosyltransferase 1-like
Molecular function (GO): glycosyltransferase activity
Source: RefSeq, a predicted model, not a curated record
CUAUAAAAAACCAGAGAACCCAUAGCCAUAGCCAAAAAAAUGGCGAUUUCUUCGGCCAGGCCCAAGAUCAGAACAAGGCCCACCAACAACAACAAGCAAUCCAAUAAAUCAGUUAACGAACAAACAAAGCGCCUCUCUCAUUACGGCACCGUUUUGCUAAAACUAAUCGUGUUUCGGAUCCCGGCCGCCGCCGUUUUCCUGAUACUGCUCGUGUUCCUGUGGUCGUCUUCAACCACCGUAAUUUCCGGAAGCUUCGUUCACCUCUGCGUUUCCUCCCGAAAGCUCACUAAUAAUCUCUAUUGCCUCUCCGCCGGCGAGCGCCCCAAUUUUGAAAUUCCCAAUAAUAUCCGACCAAUAAAUUCCACUUCCGUUAAUGUUGAAGUUUCUGAAGCUAAUUCGGAGCCGAUGCCUUCCGAUUCCGAUGAGAUUGGGAAGGCGAUGGAGGCGGUUGAAGAGCAAUUACGGCGGCAGCGGUCAUGGAUGUGGGUGUCGCCGGGGAAUAAUAAUAAUGUGAAGGGGACGGCGGCGGAGUGCGGCGGAAGAGGGAUCUACGUGUAUGAAGCUCCGGCGAAGUUUAACAGAGAUUUGGUGGCGCAGUGCGGGGAGAUGGUGACGUGGAUGGAUCUGUGCAGAUAUUUGAGUAACGAGGGAUUGGGAGAGCCGAUUCCGGAGCUUGGGAAAGGAUGGCAUCAUACUCAUCAGUACGCGCUCGAGCCCAUAUUCCAUUCCAGAGUUAUGAAGCAUCCUUGUAGGGUUUACAAGCAAGAGGAAGCCAAGCUUUUCUACGUGCCAUACUACGGCGGACUAGACAUUCUCCGAUGGCACUUCAAGAACGUAUCCAACGCCGUCAAGGACUCGCUGGGCUCAGAACUCGUACAGUGGCUCGCCACUCAAAACCCGUGGCUCAAAAACUCCGGCCAAGAUCACGUCUUCGUUUUGGGCAAAAUCUCAUGGGAUUUCCGAAGAAACGCCGCCAAUAAUAAUCUCUCAUGGGGAACCAAUUUUCUAGAUCUCCCCCAAUUGCAAAACUCAAUCAAACUCUUAAUCGAGCGACAACCCUGGCACGAAAACGACAUCGGAAUCCCCCAUCCGACAUUCUUCCACCCCCACUCCGACGACGACGUUUUCGCAUGGCAAUCGAAAGCUCUAAAAUCGGAGAGAAAAUAUCUCGUCGGUUUCGCCGGAGCCGCCCGUCCCGACGCGCCGGACAAUGUAAGGUCAAUUAUAAUCGACCAAUGCGCCACGUCACCACCGGGGCUCUGCCGGCACGUGGACUGCACGUGCGGAGACUGCGAGCGACCGGAGGCGGUGGUGAAGCUGUUUUUGGAGUCGGAAUUUUGCCUGCAGCCUCCCGGAGACAGCCCGACGAGGAAAUCGGUGUUCGAUUCGCUGGUUUCGGGUUGUAUUCCGGUGUUUUUCGACCCGUUUACGGCGUAUUAUCAGUACCCGUGGCAUCUGCCGGAGGAUCAUAGCAAGUACUCGGUGAUGAUUGAUAAGAAGGAGUUGGAGAGGAGCAGUGGAUCGGAAAAUGUGGUGAGGAAAUUGAUGGGGAUUUCUCCACGUGAAAAAGAUGAAAUGAGAAGCUAUAUUGUUUAUGAACUGAUGCCUGGGUUGGUUUAUGGAGAUUCCAAUAAUGAGAUGGAGAGGUUUCAAGAUGCUUAUGAUAUAGCCAUUAAUAAUUUGCUUCAAAGGGUUUCAACGUUGUAAUUAAUGGUUGUAGUUUGUUAGGUUUUAUUUUUCCCCUUGAAGAAAGGGAGAGAUUAGAACACAUAUUUUGUGAGU